Clunio marinus is the source of this 822-nucleotide messenger RNA. The record is from the annotation of a GenBank genome assembly. Lineage: Eukaryota; Metazoa; Arthropoda; Insecta; Diptera; Chironomidae.
AUGGUGAAGUUUACGGGUUAUUUUCACAACAAUCUUGAGUUCGGACAUGUCGUUAUCUUAGGCGGAAAAAUUAGGGAAACUGCCGGGAAUUUCACGCUCAAUUUACUCAGUGAAGACGAUUCACUCGACGUCCCACGGAACAUUCCCUUCCACAUGAAUGUUGUUUUCGGUGAGAAUGGACAAAUCAUUCGAAAUACUAAAAUUCAUGGCGAGUUUGGAGCUGCUGAAAAUGCAAGCGGAAUGUUCACGAACCUUGUGCACGAUGUUGAGAAAGUCACGCAAUUUGAUCAUCGAAAAGUUUUUCCAUUUUCUUAUCCAGUUUAUCAAACACGUUUGUUGCCAAAUCUGCGAUUCUCGAAUGAUGUUCCAACGCCAUUUUGUCAGGGAAAUGUCAUUGUUUUAAAAGGAAGCGCUGGUGGGAAUCCGAACGGAUCAUUCACAUUGAAAUUUCUUGUUGGAAAGACAGAAAUGCAAAGUUUUCACAUGGAUGUGAGAUUUUCUGUGAAGAAAGUUUUCCGAACCAAUUCAGUUAACGAUAAUGUUGUAUUAAAUUUAGCUGAUGCAGAGACUUACGGAGGAUUUCCAUUUGAAUUUGAAAAGAUAUUCAAGAUCGCUUUAGGUUUCGAGUCGAAUGGCAUUCGAGUAUCUGUAAAUGGAAGUUUUUUCUGUGAAUAUCCUUACACAACUCGUCUGACGUCUUAUUCAGGUCUUAAGAUACGCGAGAAAAACGAUUUGGUCUUACAUAUUUUGGAGAUUCAACACUUUACAGUUGAUAAGGACUUACGCAACAUGGAUUUGUUGUCAAGGUUACAAAAGAGAUAA